CUUGAACUCACCCUUCACCGUCGUCUACCCUCGUGGACUUUUUCAGAUGCUAAUGGACACUGAUAUUGUCUUGCACCCCAUACCGAAACGACAGCUCUCCUCCAAUACACAUGGAUAUCUACCGGAUUUUCCACCUGAGCUGCUUCAUAUCAUUUUCUGGUAUGCCACUCGGACACCCAGAGCGCUCGAGAGGGCGCGUCGGGAAGCCUCUUAUGUCCCAUUCCAAGAUUCCGGAUGGAAGUACACCUUAAUUACACAAAUAAGAGCCAGAAAGGAGGAUUGGGAGGUUAAGACAGCUAUAUCUUUGGUUUGCAAGACAUGGAAUAGUAUUGUUACGGAGUUUGUCUUCGAGGAGAUCACAAUUGGGCCGUGCGCACCUUCCCUGGAAAUGUUGGAUAUGUUCGGCCAUUGGGUUCGUCGUCUCGAACUGCAGCCAGUCGAGACAGAGAAUUGUUCUAUUAGACUUAUUGACAUACUCAGUCGAUGUCCUCGACUCGAAAUAUUGGCAAAGCUCUCAUCGGCAGACCUCGAUUCUCCGAAAUUUUGGAGCGGAUUCAAUGACUAUGAACCACCGUCACUUCAUUGCCUCAGACGCGUCGAUUGGACGUCGAGCCACCCCGAUUGCGGCCCUGAAGUCUGCCAUGCUUCAGAGUCAGCUUUCAUGUCCAUCGUUGCCCACGCUCCGAAUUUGAACCAUCUUUCUUCGUCGUCUACUCUACUGCUUGGUAAACUCUUCGAUAAAAACGAAGUACCAUUGUCGCCGCUAAAUAUUAUCCGUUUUCCUGUGGCGUGUGUAGACCAUCUACGGCUUAAUCCAAGCUCAGAGCCGCUGUGUCCCAUGCCCCGACCUUUCCGUGUCCCUUGUUUGACACACGUCAUCAUCGACAAUGCAGUCAUCCAUAGCCUUUGCCAUCUUUCACAACUUCCACAGUUUCCUCAAGUCGCAGUGCUGGAACUACAGGAUGGUGUUUUCUUGGAAGCAACGCGCUUGUCCAUCCUGUUCCACGUAUUUCCAAAGUGCGAGGAACUGGCUCUUCCGGCUGGCCAUGCUCAUAUUAUUAAUCACGAAUCCUCAAGACAUGCUGCAAAGAAGUAUUAUGCUUCAAUAAAGCGCAUUCGUUUGUUUGCAAGUCCAUUUGGCCCUCUCCGAAGCCUUAAUGCUUGGAUGAAGGUUCACGCGCAUGUUUUAUUCACGGAAUGCUUUCCGGCGGUAGAUACUGUAUUUCUUCACGGAGACUGGAGGUUUACUGUCACCGCGCAGCUCCUACGAGGUCUCAAGUCAAUGCUUCACGAGCGUAGUUGCUGGCUGGUAUACGAAAACGGAUCGCCUGUCGUGUCCUAAUUCUUUACCAGCGGAGUAGAAGGGAUUGUAAUCGCUAAGGGGUGCUAAUCUUGACUGUGUGCUGUUACUCACACUGUUUACUUCAAUUCGCAUGCGUAAUUAUAUUCAUUCCAUCUGCAUCACGCAUGUGUCCGUUCAGAUCUGGCU
Molecule: messenger RNA, 1489 nt
Organism: Desarmillaria tabescens
Lineage: Eukaryota; Fungi; Basidiomycota; Agaricomycetes; Agaricales; Physalacriaceae
Exons: 2
Coding region: 47-1342 (431 amino acids)
Source: RefSeq, a predicted model, not a curated record